AUGGUGGAGGCACAAGAAAUUCUAGGAUACUGGGAGGCUUUUUAUGAAGGGAUGGUACAACCCACCAAUGGAUCAGCGCGUGCCGAACCCGUCCAUGAAGGCAAAAGUGGUACUGAUAGGACACCAUGGACGGAAUACCAGUUACAAAAUAUCGUUCAAAAAGGGCUGGAGAGAGUCAAUGCAAGCCAGAAACGAAUCGACAGCGCGUCUGAGGUUUUCGGGGUGGUGCAGAAUUUGAAACCCAUAUUCAACGCCGUCCUGAGCAACACACCACAUACUGCCCUUCCAUGGGCAAUCGUUUCCUCCACUCUUGACAUUCUUGCAAAUCCAGUUCGAUCAACCAAAGCUCUUUACGAUGGGGUCAGUCAUGUGGUUGGUAGGAUGCAGUGGUAUUCGAAGAUAACCGACAACCUUCUUCAGACUGGUAGUGAGAAUGGCCACCAGAAGCUCGAAGAAGUCCGUAAGCAGCUUGAGACUGGAAUGCUCGAUAUGUACAAGUGCAUGCUUUUUUAUGAGAUCAAGAGUGUGUGUUUUUACCACAAGAACCAGCUUGCAGUCUUUGUCCGUGGUCUUUUCAACAUUGAUGACUGGGAUGGCGGCCUGACAAAACUCAAUGAGCAAGAAAAUGCUCUCCGAUCUGACCUGCAGCAAUACAAGCUGGAGCAAAUCGUUGCGAUCCUUGAUCAAAUGGCCACCAAUAAGAAAUCAUGUGACGGGGCUGACGACGAGUAUCGCGAAUGUCUGAAAUCUUUAGGCGUGGCAAACCCUAUGCUGAGAACCAAAGAUAUUAUAGCACGGAAGAAUGAGGUUCUUAAAGAUUGCUAUAAAUGGGUAUUCCAGACGAAAUCUUAUCAAGACUUCAUGGAUUGGCAAAGCGAGGACACGCCGAACCUGCUUUGGGUUCAGGGACAAGCGGGUACUGGCAAGACGAUGCUCCUAGCUGGGAUCAUGGAGGAACUGAAUACAUUCUCCGCUAACUCAGUCUCACCAACAACUCUACAUUUCUUUUUCCAAGACAAGGACGGCCAGACUGAUCAGAGUUUGAUAGCAGUGAAGAGUCUCCUAUGGCUAUUGCUAAGCCAAUACCCGUAUCUCGUGCAAUAUGUUCAUGAGGUACAGGGUUCCCAGGGAAAUUUAUUUGACGGUGAUUACGCCUUCACUAUUACUUCCGAUUUGAUCAAAACAAUGCUGCAGGAUGAUAGGAUUGACCCAGUUAUCCUUAUACUCGAUGCUCUAGAUGAAUGUGAGUAUAAGGCUAGGACAAUGCUAACCAACUUUCUUGGUUCCCUACUACAAUUGAACUCAAGAGACAAUGGGAGGGUUAAGGUACUCAUUUCAAGCCGUCCUCUAGAGGAGAUUAAAAUAGCAGUAAAAGGUAUCAAGUCAACAAUACCAAGAGCCACCAUUGAGGUCGACAACAUUUCACUCGAGGCACCAAUAACCGCUUUUAUCGAAUGGAAUAUCGAUCGAUUAGAAGAAUCCACCGAAGACAAAACCCUUCUACCUACAAUCAGGAAGGGGCUUCGCAAACGGGCAAGCAACACCUUCCUAUGGGUUUCAUUGGUGUGCCAAGAGCUCAACCAUUAUGGGCUUCAUAUGUGGGAAGACAUCCUUGGUGAAAUUCCGGAUGGUCUGGUAGAACUGUAUGACAACCUUCUUGCCAAGUUAGAAGGAUCAAAAUACAAGCGUCAUGUUCAAACUUGCAAGAAGACGCUUACAAUCUCAAUAUUAGCACGUCGACCAUUGAGCCUUAAUGAAUUAGCAUUGCUUGCCGAAAUAGAGGAAAGCAUGAUACGGUCUAUCGUCCAUGACUGCAGAUCAUUCCUCACCAUCCAAGGAGACACUGUCUAUUUGUUCCAUCAAUCUGUCCAGGAUUACCUGCAAGUUAACUAUAACCGAUUGCAAGUCCAGCGCCGGGAAUACAUCCACCAAUCAAUCUUCGAGUUGUCGUUGAAAGGCAUGGAAAGUCAAUUAGAAAGAAACAUGUACAAGCUCCCAUAUGCAGGCUCCAGCUUCGAGGACAACAGCCUCCCAGCUCCAGACCCACUGCGUGCCAUCCGAUAUUCAUGUCGCUUUUGGGUACACCACCUGAAGCACGGCGAUUCCACGUACGAUGCAAGUGAUAUGAUUUACUCCUUCCUCCGAAAGCAUUUCCUUCACUGGCUAGAAGCCAUGAGUCUCAUGCAUAUGAUGCCCGAUAGUAUCGAGAUCAUAGAAGAACUAAAACCACUAACCACUUCACAUACUAUGUUGCACGGGUUUCUUCAAGACGCAAAAAGGUUUACCUCGAAGAAUCAACACACCGCUACCACCGCCCCGCUGCAGCUGUAUAGCUCUGGUCUUCUAUUCUCACCCCAGUCUAGCAUCAUCCGGCGAGAGUUUCAGAAAGAGAUUCCCGCCUGGAUAACAAGGUUUCCUUCGGCUGAGACGCAGUGGGAUGCAGUCUUACAGUCACUAGAUCAUCCCUCCGCUGUGCGCUUUACAUGCUUUUCGCCCGAUGGUCGAUUCCUAGCAUCUAGCUCUUGGGCCGGUCCAAUAGCUGAAUAUAGCAUUAUAAAUAUAUGUGAUCCAAACACGGGAGCACUAAAGCAAAGAUUGAAAAUUACCAACUCCAUGAGCUCGUUAGCGUUCUCUCCAGACAGCCAACGCCUAGCUGCAACGUGCUGGGACAACUGGAUCAGAGUGUGGGACACCGUUACAUGGACCGAAAUAAAGGUUCCUCACCAAUACGAAAGGUCUGCAGUAGGGUUUACUUCAGGAAACGAGCUACUGGUCUCUACAGCGGGAUUCUCAACACUUUCAAUAUGGGAUAUAAAGACGUCAGCGUCCGACCCGAAGAUCAAGAUUGAAACGCAUGCCGAAAUUGGAGCAGUGAGCUUUUCACCUGAUGCUGCGCUGCUCGCCCACAUUCGACGGGAUAGAACCAUCAAGAUUUGGAACACCUCAACCGGUGCGCUUGAGCAAACCCUUGUGGACCAGUUAGGUAGCAUCGAGGAUGUCUUGGUCUUUUCCUUUGGUAAUGACAUGCUCGUCUCGAGAUCACGCAAUGCUUUGCGAUUAUGGAAGACAGCAAAUCAGGAGCCGAUCUUCACUCUCCCACAUAAGGGGUCAGUCACAGCAGUAGCAUUCUCCAGAGACGACAGCUUAGCUGCAUCAGGGUGCUCGGAUUAUGUUAUUCGGUUGUGGAACACACGGACAGGACACCUCGAACAGGUUUUAGAAGGGCAUGUAUCCACACCCAUUUGUUUGUCCUUUUCAGUGGAUGGCCAAGUACUAGCAUCUGGUUCAGAGGAUCAUACCCUUAAGCUCUGGGACCUAAUGAAAGGAAAGUUAGACCCAACUCAGAUCUCCCAGCAGACAACUAGUCAAGAUUUGGACAGUCCGUCGGAUCAGAUUGCGGUCAUUGACCUUUCCCCUGACGAGCAGCAGGUAGCAGCAGGAUCAUGGGGCGGUGUUGUUACGCUGUGGGAUGUGAAAACUGGAAAUUUACAAUACACUCUAAAGCGGACAACGUCUUGUUCAACCUUAGCGUUCACAUCAGGCAGUCAGCAGGUAGUAUGGGGAGGUUUUGAGGGUAGAAUCCACGUGUGUAAUGCGAAAAGCGGGGUUUAUGAGGGAGAAACAGUGAAACGUCCGGCUCUACUGCGUCUAGAGCGCGAGCCCUCGACGCGCAAGCCAGAGGUUCUGUUUGAGGAUGGAUGGGUGGUAACAGUCAGCAGCGGACAGAGAAUUCUAUGGCUACCACCCGAGAAUCGGCCUGCCUAUUGGGUAGAUUGGAAAUGUAUUGAAAACGGAAACAUGCUGAUAUGCGGAACUGAUAAAGGCCAUGUUCAUUUUUAUGAGUUUCAUUUGGAGGGGUUUUUGACAUGA
This is a messenger RNA of Aspergillus oryzae RIB40, 3870 nucleotides long. RefSeq lists its product as uncharacterized. The transcript has 4 exons. Bases 1 to 3870 code for a protein of 1289 amino acids. The record is from RefSeq and is a predicted model, not a curated record. NCBI's taxonomy places the organism in Eukaryota, Fungi, Ascomycota, Eurotiomycetes, Eurotiales, Aspergillaceae. Gene Ontology annotation, molecular function: protein binding.